Messenger RNA from Paraphaeosphaeria sporulosa, 3030 nucleotides. RefSeq lists its product as uncharacterized. Lineage: Eukaryota; Fungi; Ascomycota; Dothideomycetes; Pleosporales; Didymosphaeriaceae. The record is from RefSeq and is a predicted model, not a curated record. Gene Ontology annotation, cellular component: cytoplasm; microtubule; membrane. Gene Ontology annotation, molecular function: GTP binding; microtubule binding; GTPase activity. The transcript is spliced from 5 exons. Bases 124 to 2880 code for a protein of 918 amino acids.
UGCGCUUCACCGCGGCUUUUGGCGCCCCUCGCUUCGUUUUUAAAUCCCACAGUCUCCCCAACUCCCCGCUCUCUCCCUCACUAGUUGCGUACUGGGAACUUUCCACAACCACUCGACGCCGCAAUGGGAGGGCCGACGAGAACCACGCGGGGGCGACAUCAGCAACAGCCCCCGCAGCUACCACAGCCAAGUUCUGGUACUACAAUAUUUGACGAGUCCAUUGGCGAUCUCCUCAGUGAUGGGAUCGGUUACGCCACGCCCCAAAAGACCGAGACCGUAUCUCCUCGUACGGAGCGCUCGCGGCUGAGCCAGUCUUCAGAACCGCUGGCCAUUCGGCAGCCCACUAAUGGCGAUGGAUGCGACAAUUCCCCCGCGACGCUGUGUAGCGAGUCCGAUAUUCUCGGCACACAUAUGAAGGAGGUUAUCUCAGUCAUCAGUCGCUUAGAGGGUCUAGGCCUGCAGCAGCAGUCUAUUCCGUUGCCAAAAUGCGUGGUCUUGGGAGAACAGUCGUCAGGCAAGUCGUCUGUGAUCGAAGCCAUCUCUGGCGUUCGCACCCCUCGCGCCGGCGGCACUUGCACACGUUGCCCCCUUUUCAUCAAGCUGGAGUGUGCCGGCGACCCACAAGCGGGUUGGCAUGCUCGAGUUACCUUGCGACUGAGCUAUGUAUACAAAGGCGUGGCUCGAAGUGCGAAGUUUCCGGGGUGGGAACCGAAUAUCAAUGUUGCAGAAGUACCAUUUGCCGCGUGUGACUCUCCAGAAGAACUCGAAGAGGUCAUUAGACGAGCUCAAUCAGCUCUCGUGCACCCGUUGGAGGAUGCGUCGAUGUUCGCCCAGGGUCGAAGGCCCCCCUUUGACCCCGAGCAGACUACUAAAGUCAAUUUUAGCCCGAACAUUGUGUGCAUACACUUGUCGGCUCCAACAUUACCCAAUCUAUCGUUCUACGAUCUGCCAGGCAUCAUCAGUCAGUCAGAAUACCCGGACGAUGUCAAACUUGUCAAGCAACUCGUGCAAGGUUUUGUUGAAGACCGAGAUGCAAUCGUCUUAGUGGCUUGCUCUUUGGCUGCGGACAUAGCCACAUCUAUUGCCUCUGGGUAUGCACGUACCAGGUGGGGUGCUGGAGAGCGGUGCAUAGGUGUGCUCACAAAACCUGAUCUCCUCCCAGCAGGAAGCUCGUAUGAGCCGCUACAGAAGGUGUUGAGCAACGCCGAGCUUAAGUUCGGCCACGGAUACUUCGUUGUCAAGAAUCCCGACCAAGUCGCUCUCAACAAUCGGCUCACCCACCACGAAGCACGACUGCACGAACAGUGCUUUUUCACAACCCAAGAACCGUGGUGCACCAGUCUACAGUCCCACAGUGGACGUUUUGGCACUGCCAAUCUGCAACAGUUCCUCUCUGAGAAGCUGGCUGGUCAGAUGGUGAAGGCGCUUCCAGGGAUCUACGAGCAGGUUCAGCUACGCCUGGAUGACGUCGAGGCAAAGCUGAAGCUGAUACCCGAGCCACCACCAAACUAUGGAGCUACGAGAAUCAUCAUGGAUCUGAUCAACGCGUUCUCAUGGCACGUUCAGAAAGAAGUGGAGGGGGCCUAUCCUUGCAAAGAGUGGAGAAGCUGUUGGAAAACCUUGCGUGAGGCGUUUCUCGAAGGUCUUGACGCAAUGAGACCGACUAUGGUGAGGCGCGGUCAGCAGGAUUUUGGCCUUUACACCCCCACGCUUGCAGGCAGAUCAUCCGAUGAUCCUCUUUAUCUGUCGGAUGGAGAUGAAGAUGAAUAUAUGAGAGAUAGUGUACUCCCGGAAACACCGCCAAACAAGCGCAAGCUCGACACACCCACGCCCACUUCAAACAAAAAGAGUCGCUUCUCCGUGCCCCCGAUCCCUACUCCCGCAAAGACACGGCCGGUUCAUGGCGUCGACUACAAUGACAAGCGCAAGGUAUUCCAGCUUGACGAGGUUUGUGAGCACUUGAGUGCCAAUUCACAGUCCAAAAUACCCGGCCACAUCGAACCGAAAGUGGUGGACGAUCUAGUUAAGCAGAGUAUUGCUCAUUGGAGUGUUCCCAUGAGCAAACUCUUUGUUGACCUAGAAAACCGUCUCAAGACCUUCUUCCGCAUGAGCUUCGAGCAACACUUCCAGCCGCGAAGAGAAACACGACUCUACAUCGAGGCCUGGCGAAUUGUGGAGAGCAUUUUGGACACCAGUCUGGUGGAACAGCGGACAAUGGCCGGCGACGCUUUCAACGAUGAGAUUGAAGGCCCAUACACGUUUCACAAGGCCAUCUUUAACGGUGAGAAGAACUCCAUGUGUGAGAAGUAUCGCAACGCGCGUUUCGACACUCGCCUUAAGGUUUACAUGGAGGAGAUGGCAAAGGUCGUUGGUCCAGACAAAGUACCCAGCAAGGAAAAGAUUCUCAAGAACGAGAGUCUCUGCAGUCGACUCAAAGAGGAGCCGUACGAGGUCGAGGUCGAUGUCGUAGCCCAGAUCACCAGCUACUAUGUACUCGCAGUUCGUCGUUUCCACGACUCCGUCUGCAUGCGAGUCGAGUCAAAGCUCUUCACACGCCUGCGAUCCAGAUUGCGCGACGAGAUGGAGGAGACUCUGGGCAUACAUGACGAGAACGGCACUCGCAAGGCCAUGGAGCUUCUCGCAGAGCCAUCACAACACGCGGCGCGACGCAAGGAGCUUUUGGCGAUGAGGGAUGCGCUUGUUCAAGGACGGCGCGAACUCGAUGCCUUGUACGAGAAACACGGGAACAAGAUCGCUGCUUCCCAAGGCUCACACGGCUACGCGGCGCCCCUCUUUAAUUCGUCGGCUUCAUUCGGUCCUACCUCCACCCCUCUCACGGACGAGAUGCAGGAUAUCACGCAAAGCGGUCGUCGCCCUUAGCUGUCGUUCAGUGAACCACUCGCUUCCGCGUCGCUGCUUUCUCUACAUCUGGUCUCAUAUCAUCGUUCAGCAUUCGAGGCGCGGAUAAGUGGUCUUUACAGCGACCCCGAGAAUCACUACGCGGGAGCUACAGAGCUUCCGAGCACUUUU